AUGGCGGGUCGAAACUACAUAGCCCCACGUGGGUUAAAUCUCCGCCCAAAUCAACAAAGCUCUCUUCACCGCCUCCCCCCACCGGACGCCCCGGCCAAUUUACUCGAGGAGCGCGUCAUUGCCCAGAGCCGCGAUAUCGAACUCCUCCUCUUGGACAACCAGCGCCUGGCCAACGCCCACGUGUCGCUCAAACAGGAUUUGGCCGCCGCUGAGCAAGACAUCCACCGUCUCACAGCCACUGCCGCCUCCGUCAAGGCCGAGAGGGACGCCCAGGUCCGUGAGGUCUACGAGCGGUCCCUUAAAUUGGAGGCAGAUGCCCGUUCCGUUAAUGGGCUUGUUGCUGAGGUGGACCAAGUCAGAGCGAAUAUCGAGGAACUCCGGGCGGAGAGAAAGGAGCUCGCUCAGAAGUUGAAGGACAUUGAUGUCGAUCUUGCAAAGACCCAAUUGGAGUUGCAGCAAAUGGCUGCCGUCAAGGCUGAGACUGAAGUCCUGCGCAAAGAAAUCCAGCGAGGAAGGUCUGCAAUUGAAUAUGAAAGAAAGAUGCAUAGCAAUAACCUUGAACUAAGUGAAGCAAUGGAGAAGCAUAUGAAAUCUAUGGCUCAGGAAAUCAACAAAUUGCGUCCUGAACUUGCCAAUGCAGAAAAAAAGGCAAUGGCAGCAGCAGCGGCUGCGGCUGCAGCUGUGGCUCAAGGUUACCCGAAUCUUGAAACUGGAUAUGGUGGAAAUUUUGGUCCUGGUCCUUAUGCGGCGCAUCAGGUACAGGGUGGUGUUGCUCCUGCUUUCCAGUAUGCUCCUCCUCCUGUACCAGUAGUACCUCAUGGUCCACCUGCUCCUUAUGAUAUGCAACAGCAACAGCAAGUAUAUAGAUAG
Molecule: messenger RNA, 870 nt
Organism: Fraxinus pennsylvanica
Lineage: Eukaryota; Viridiplantae; Streptophyta; Magnoliopsida; Lamiales; Oleaceae
Source: the annotation of a GenBank genome assembly